Messenger RNA from Sciurus carolinensis (gray squirrel), 4765 nucleotides. It is a transcript of the gene Alg3, whose product is annotated as ALG3 alpha-1,3- mannosyltransferase. Gene Ontology annotation, cellular component: endoplasmic reticulum. Gene Ontology annotation, molecular function: dol-P-Man:Man(5)GlcNAc(2)-PP-Dol alpha-1,3-mannosyltransferase activity. The coding region runs from base 35 to 1351 and encodes 438 amino acids. The transcript has 9 exons. The record is from RefSeq and is a predicted model, not a curated record. Lineage: Eukaryota; Metazoa; Chordata; Mammalia; Rodentia; Sciuridae.
GGUGGUGGACCAACUAGAGCGGCGCAGCGUCAACAUGGCGGCUGGGCUGCGGAAACGCGGCCGGUCGGGUUCCGCGGCCCAGCCGGCGGGAGUCUGCGGACAAUGGCUACAACGCGCCUGGCAAGAGCGGCGCUUAUUACUGCGGGAGCCGCGCUACACGCUGCUGGUGGCCUCCUGCCUCUGCCUGGCAGAGGUGGGCAUCACCUUCUGGGUCAUUCACAGGGUGGCAUACACAGAGAUUGACUGGAAGGCCUACAUGGCCCAGGUGGAGGGCGUCAUCAAUGGCACAUAUGACUAUACACAACUGCGGGGUGACACUGGACCUCUUGUCUACCCGGCUGGCUUUGUGUACAUCUUUAUGGGACUUUACUAUGCCACUGGCCGGGGCACUGAUAUCCGCAUGGCACAGAACAUCUUUGCUGUGCUCUACCUGGCCACUUUGCUACUUGUUUUCUUAAUCUACCACCAGACCUGCAAGGUACCUCCCUUCGUCUUUUUCUUCAUGUGCUGCGCUUCUUACCGAGUCCACUCCAUCUUUGUGCUGCGGCUCUUCAAUGACCCAGUGGCCAUGGCGUUGCUCUUCCUCAGUAUCAACCUCUUCCUGGCCCAGCGGUGGGGCUGGGGCUGCUGCUGUUUCAGCCUGGCAGUCUCUGUGAAGAUGAAUGUGCUACUCUUCGCCCCUGGUUUACUGUUCCUUCUCCUCAUGCAGUUUGGUUUCCGUGGUGCCCUCCCCAAGCUGGGCAUCUGUGCUGUCCUUCAGGUGGUGCUGGGGCUCCCCUUCCUGCUGGAGAACCCCAUUGGCUAUCUAUCCCGCUCCUUCGACCUCGGCCGCCAGUUUCUCUUCCGCUGGACAGUAAACUGGCGCUUCCUCCCUGAGGCCCUGUUCCUGCAUCGAGCUUUCCACCUGGCCCUGUUGGCUGCCCACCUCACCCUGCUCUUGCUAUUUGCCCUCUGCAGAUGGCACAGGACUGGGGAAAGUAUCCUGUCGCUGCUGAAGGAUCCCUCCAAAAGGAAAGUUCCGCCCCAACCCCUCACACCCAAUCAGAUUGUUUCUACCCUCUUCACCUCUAACUUCAUUGGUAUCUGCUUCAGCCGCUCCCUCCACUACCAGUUCUAUGUCUGGUAUUUCCACACACUGCCCUACCUCCUGUGGGCCAUGCCUGCACACUGGCUCACACAUCUGCUCAGGUUGCUGGUGCUGGGGUUCAUUGAACUCUCCUGGAAUACGUACCCAUCUACAUCCUGCAGCUCAGCUGCCCUGCACGUAUGCCAUGCUGUCAUCCUGCUGCAGCUCUGGCUGGGUCCACAGCCUUUCUCCAAGAACAUCCAGCACAGCAAGAAAGCCCACUAAAAUCUACCCUUUCCCUCCAGUUCACCCUCAGCACCCUGGGUGGGAUAGACACUGUGCUCUUUAAAAUAAACCUUUCCAAGUCCAUCUCUGUGCACCCUAUUUGGAGACAGGAGCACCUGGUCCCUGGACCCAGCUGUAAGGGGCAUGUACUCAGCAGAUAAAGAGCUCACUCAGGCAGUCUUUAGAGGCACUUUAUUGCAUAGGAUUUGGGGACUGUGGUUCUCUCCCCUUCCCCUGUAUUACACAGAGGAAGGGGCACAGGGUGGCAGGCACUUUUUGUGAGGGUAAGAGGAUUCUAGGGAGGGAAUGAGAAGCAGUGGAGGAUAGGCUGACACCAGCCUACCCCUUCCCAGCACCGAGCAGCUGGCCCUGGGUGGCAGUGACUUGAGUAUGUUGGGGACAUCGAUUCCAGUGGAGGGUGUGCCUCACACAUUUGCUGGACUGUAGCACAGCAGGUGCAGCUGCAGGUUCUGGUCCCAGUGGCGUAGUAGCAGGAAGAGUCCCCUGGCUGCAGCCUUGAGGGCAGCCAGGUCAAGACCAUCAGGCAGGUUUUGGGCCCGUAGCCAGCAAUCUGCCUUGGCUGCUGUCAGUUCCCACUCACUGAAGGCAGCAGCACAACGGUGCUCCAGCCACGCAAGUGCCACAGCUGUAGCCCAGGUACGACCCCGAAGAUCUGAGCCACCUAACCCUUCUGCCCCUUCUGAAGCCUCAGUAUCUGAACCCCGCCCACUGUCCACCUGGCCUGGACCCUCUGAGCCUGAGCUGGGGGAUGCGCUACAAGAGGCUGUGGCACUGUCGCCCUGGCCAACACCAGGGCCCAGAAGUGCCCAGGGAGAUGAGGCAGAGGUGGGGCUGAGGCUGGCACGGUGCACAGCAAAUGGCGAAGCACGACAGAGGCGCUCCUGAGGAAUAUGCACAGCAGCACAGAACGGUGCAUCCAGACGGAAGGAGCCUGGUGCUUCUUGUAGCCGCACCUGAGGAGAGAGGAGGUGGGGGGAGAAGUGAGCAGAGACAGCACCCUGGCUCUGGGUGACACUACCCUCCACCUCCCGAGUCCUCACCAAGGGCAGGUAGUCAUGGUCGCUGCCUUCACUGUUGCCUUCAUUGGCCUGACCAGCCUUGGAACUACAGAGUCUCCGUCGGCGGCCCAGACUGAGCCUAGAGGAAGGCUGGUGGGGCAGGGGGUGAGGACCUCCAGUGGGAGUUGUGGGCUCCCCCAAAGCUGAUUUGGAGUUGUCAUUUUGGUCCAGGUCCCAGGUGCCUACCAGAGAGACUGAAUUCCUGUGGUGGGACCAGCCAAUCCCAGCUGGUGGUCUCUAAGCCCUGAUAUCUCCUACCCUUUCCCCACAUUUGGGCUAUACCUUUAGGGUGGGCUGCAGUAGGCAGAGAAGUUACAUCCAGAUUGCCCUGAGAGGCAUAAGUGCCUGGGGGCUCAGCUGACUCUGGAAGGGCACAGGAGACAGGAGUAAGGUUUGUCUGUAUGGGUAGCUAGUGAGGUGAGAGCUGGACCUGAGAGGUCACCAGGGGAGGACUCCUACCUGAGCUCCGCACCUGCAGGACCCCAGGCAGGACCUCCCUGGUAGUGGCAUCCACAGCUACUGGGCAGGUAAAGCAGGAGGGAGCAGAGCUGACCUUGCUUGUCUGAAGGGCUCGAAGCCAGGACCUCCGGGCAUGGCCUGUGAAUCCAAGGAGCAGCAUGCUGAAUUCCCACCCUCUACAGAGGGCUGCAUAGAAAAACAAUGUACCCCACAUCUUCUCCCUCUGUCUACUUUUAAACAGAGUAGUAGAGUACCCUUUUUGGGACCAGAACUAGCUAUCACUCCCACCUUUGACAAGAAGUGGUCAAGCUGAACCCUCAACCCAUAGUGGAGCUUGGAACCUCUGACUACCCAGAAACUCACUAGACACUACCAAAGGAACAUCGCCUUGUGCCCUUUCCUCUACUCAUUUCACAGUGUCCAAAAGAAUUUUUCUGAGGGAAUAGAAAUUUUCUGUCUGCAUGAUCCAAUAUGGUAAUCACUAGUCACACAUGACUACCAAGCACUUCAAGUGUGGCUAGUGCGACCAAGGAACUAGAAUUUAAACUGUUUAAUUUUAAUAGUCAUUUCCAGAAUAACAGAUUUGUUUCUGAGUUGCAGCACUGAUAAUUGCAAAAUCAUAUUUCCCCCUGUAUUGGCAGCUAGGAAGCUUACCAAGUUUGGGUCCCAUGUUUUUAGGAGUAUAUAAUUUUAUGGUGUACAUCUUUAAUAUAACCUAAUUAUUGGCUCCCUUUAUUUUCAUUUCUCUCGUUGUCUUGCUUAAUUUCUGAUCUUGAGCUACCUUGAAUCCUUUAUGAGCAAACUGAGGAAAAGAGAGUGAUCUAAUAGAUGCCUUUACCUCUGCUGCUUUCUGUCCUAUGCCCUUGGGCCCCAGCUGGGCCACUAGCAACUCACCCCUGUCAGCUGUGGUCUCAGCCCCUCCUCGGAGAGCCAGCUGUUCAUUGUCUCGGACCACUGAGGCUGCUGUCAGUCGGUGGAGUGCUUGGUCCCACGCAGCUUCUCUUACAGCGACUGAUGGAGGCUGUGAGGCAUCCCCAGGGCCCCACAAUGUCUCCAGCCCAAUACCCACCUCCCAGCACAUAGGUUGCUCCCCACACAGGGCCCGGAUCACCACAUGGCAACGUGGAGCCUGGGGAGGCAGUGGCACUGCUGGAGGGGUUGGUUGCCUAUUGGGGGGCACAGCUGUGAACAAAAAGGGUGGUUCCAUCAACAUGUCCCAGUCCAUUGGAGCUGGGGAGAGCAGGUUUCCUGGGGAGAAAAGACAGCAGUGACAAUGGUGAUGUGGUGUCCCAGGCUCCAUCUCCCCAAGGCCUCCUUGAUAGUAGAGAACCCAGCCCCACUUCCAGCCCUUACCUGAGUCAUCCAGGCCCUGCCCCAGCUGUUGGCCUGACUCAAAGCCUUGCCCAUCUGGUACUGCACCCAGAGAGGGUUGCCGGGGUCGGCCAGGGACUGGGUUUGCCCGGCCUGGUGGGGAUGAGAGACUUCGGCCAGCCAGAGCCACUCUGUGCCUACGGCCCAGCACCUCAGCGCUCAAGGCUCCUGCCUGCAUGUGAGAUGUGGGGCCACUGGUCAAGGACUGCAGAAUCCCUGGCCAUCAUACAUACAUAGUAGUAGGCUACAUGCUCCUUGUCAUCUCUCUACUCCCUAUUUCCCACUUAAAGCUGUUGCUUAUCUGCUUUUGUUUAUGUCCCUUCUUUGCCUAGUUAAUUUCUUCUACUUAUUCUUCCAGACAUGGAUUUUACUUUCCUGACUCCUCUGACAGAAUUAGCCAUCCUGACCUGGAGCCCCUAUAGCCAUCACAGGUUGUUGCGUGGUGUCAUCAUUAUAAAUUUAAUCAUCUAUCUGUCUAGACUUAAUAAACAUUGCACAAUGUCUG